Engraulis encrasicolus (European anchovy) is the source of this 2085-nucleotide messenger RNA. It is a transcript of the gene fance, whose product is annotated as FA complementation group E. Gene Ontology annotation, cellular component: Fanconi anaemia nuclear complex. The record is from RefSeq and is a predicted model, not a curated record. NCBI's taxonomy places the organism in Eukaryota, Metazoa, Chordata, Actinopteri, Clupeiformes, Engraulidae. The transcript is spliced from 10 exons. Bases 360 to 1919 code for a protein of 519 amino acids. Gene Ontology annotation, biological process: interstrand cross-link repair.
UAGGUCACUACGACAACAAAACGACUGAGACACACAACACAUUCAAUAUCCUCGUAAUUUCCAUUUAUUAGUUGUAAACUGGAGAGCAUGAUCAUAAAGGUAUGUCUGCUGGCUGCGGAUAGUUUCUUGAAGGUGUUCUCCGUGCCUUCAGAGGGCGAUAAUGAGACAUUGUAUUGUCAUCAUCUUGUUGGUGCCGCGGCGGCAACAUGUAAAUUCCUUUUCGCAGGUUCAGUCUUUUAGCAGUGUCUGAUAACUUUAGUUUAUCGUCUACUAUUCUGAAACGGCAUUGACUUAAACAACGUUUCGACAACUGACCGUCUGUAAUCUUAGAGCUACAUUAAGUUAGUAGGUAUUGUCUCAUGGAAGCAAAGGAAUUACUGCAAAGGUUUGACAGUCGUUCGCGUUUGUUGCUCCAAUCUCUCCUCCUGAGGUCGAAUGGCGUUUCCAAAGCACUGAAAGUCUUCAGUCGUCUGCGGACUUCAAUAUGCAAUUUCUCCCUGCAUGAUAUUCUGGACAGACUGUGCCAUCAAGAACCUUGUGUAGAAAGCGAUAGCCAAGGACUGACAACAAAACCCUUGGUAUGCUUGUUCCCUGCGUCCUUCCAAUGGAGCCUGCUGUCAUUUCUCCACCGUGUACACACCACAUUACCAAAAGACUGCACCCUGAGCUUGCUAGACUGCCUGGGCCGAGACUGGACUGUAGCCCCAUGGACAGCCACUCUAGUCGGCCAGCUUCGCAGAGACCUAUCUGGUGAACUCAAGCAGGACAUUUUAUCUCCACAUUGCAAACAGAAUGUGGGGGACCUUUGCAAGGAGUUUAGAGGCACUGGUCAAAGUCGAGGUGGCGCAGGUGGAUGGGCCACCUACUUCACCAAACCAGAGCCUUCACAAACGGACAGUCGCACCUCCUCAACCCCCUCGAGUCAGUCUCAGAAGAGGAAAAGUGAGACGCUGGAGUGGUACUCUGACCCUAGCGAUGAGGGUAAGCAGAGCAAGAGGAUGAGGAUGGAGGUGCCUGGGUCUGCUGGAGGAGCCGCGGCAGGUGGAGGAGGACAGGGUUCACCAGCCGAGGAGUCACCUCCAACUCCACAAGACCAGACGCCUGUUGACGAGGAUGGAGUAGUGGUACAACCACCAACCCCACCACAGGACUCCAAGGCAGUUUUACCUGAUCAUAUAAAGGCUGCAGUCCCGUUAAUCAAGGAGCUGCUGGAGAUUGAAAUGGAGUGGGACCAGAGUGCUGUGGCUACCCUUGGAGUGCUGAAUGAAUGCGACCCCAGUCAAGUGGAUGUGUUGUGGGGCCUGCUGCAGCUGAGGGAGGCUCCAGAGCAGACUCUGCCCCAGUUCUGCUCCUGUCUGCUGGCUGUCUCCCCAGACCUCAGCCACAGUGUAGCCGCUGCUCUCAUCAGGAACCUCCUACUCAACAAGGUGCUGUCCCUGUGUGAGCCUGCGUCUCGGUGGUUGAGUUCGGCCGUGAACUCUGUGUGCGCCCGCUACCCUAGGCCCAUGUGCCAGGAGCUCAUCAGGCCCAUCCUGGAGGGAGCUCAGGCAGAAACUGUUCAGAUUGAGCUGAUCUGCAGGCUCAUAGAGGACUCCCUGGAGCCCCAGUAUAGACUGCUAGUCUUUGGAAUGACGCUGAAUUUAACCUGGAAUGAGAACAUUCUCACCAUCAUCCACUCUCUUCUGGAUAAAAGAUUGGAAUUGACAGAUGAAAUAUUUGGAAGAUUCACCAACCAGCUAGGCAACCAAUCGCCUAAUUUUGUCAAGUCCAUGAAGUUCGCAAAGAUGCUGCUGACUGUCCUGACCAAAUAUCAGAACCAUGUGACGGGUGAAUGCAAGCACACGUUAUCCUGCUGCUUGGAUUCUAAUGGAACGUUUUUGAAGAAGUCCCUUCAGGCCGCACUCAAACGCAUUCCAUAAACGGCACACACGUGAAGAACUAGUGGACUCUUGUCGAUGACUAUUCAUUUAUAAGUGUGUAUUAAAUACUUGUAAAAUAAAUACAGGUCAUCGUAUAGGAAAAAGUGAAUGUAAUUGUAAAUACAUUUGUUUGGUGAUAAUUUGAAUAAAUUAUUACAAAAAAGUA